This is a messenger RNA of Danaus plexippus (monarch butterfly), 7464 nucleotides long. RefSeq lists its product as uncharacterized. The coding region runs from base 378 to 7046 and encodes 2222 amino acids. The record is from RefSeq and is a predicted model, not a curated record. Lineage: Eukaryota; Metazoa; Arthropoda; Insecta; Lepidoptera; Nymphalidae. The transcript is spliced from 20 exons.
UAGUAAGAAAGUUUACUAAAGAUUGUGAGCCAUGAAUGGAAUGAAGAUACAAAUGGUACUAUCUGUGUACAAAAACCGCGUUCACACUGAAGCCACAUACCUACGAUUUACCAACACAAGAUUACCACGCCAAGGAAGUGUCUGGUCAUACCCACCGGACCGAAUCGCUCGGUCACACCCAGCCAAGACUGACGCCACACCAUUUGCAAGACCAAACCUGGCUGGACGUGUUCCUCAGCCACCACAAGCUGUCUGCUGUCUGCUGUCUGCUGUCUACUGUCUACUGUGUUCCGUCUACUGCCACCUCUGACAACCUGACACUCGAUCCGUCUGACCAGAUUGUCAUUAUGACAAUUUUGUUUUUUUAAUCCCUCAUAAUGAUCUCCGGCCUGUAUGUCAGAAUGUUGUACAUACUGGUCCUGUGCCCGGCGUUGCUCGCGUCUUCAGUUCUGACUCUGUCAAUUGAUUCGCAGCUCGGGACGUCUAUCGAAGAUUGCUUCGAGAGGAUAUCUAUAGGAGACCAGUUACCGCUGGACUCCAUCUAUCGGAACGUUUCAGAACUCAUGAUUAAGGAGUGUGAGCAGAUAUGUAAGCAAGACAAACAGUGUCAAGCCUUUGACUACGGGGUUGGCGCUAAAGGUAACGCUACAUGCGACCUCAGCAACAUAAACGAAAAAGAAAUAAAGGAGAAAAAUCUUUUACAAAGAAAUUCCGAUUAUGACGUCUACAUUCGAAGGAUACUGUGCGAGCCGGCGCCACCGACGCCCAUCGAGGAACAUCUCAGUGAGAGUGAAAAGGCACCCUUACAUCGACCAGUGAUCCGGCCUCAGGAAGACGACAGAAGACCUUUUGAUAAUCCUUUUGAAUCUAGUCGACCGUUACCCUCAUACUCGAACAGACCUAAUGCCAAUUACAACCAUAUAAAUGAAAGACCCGAUGGAUACAGUCCCGAUAAACCAGACUAUGAUAGGCCUCCCAGCUAUGGUGGUCAUAAACCACCGGAACUCCCGUAUAGGCCUAGUAGACCUUCUAACAAUUCAAGGCCUGACGCAUACGACGAAUUAUACUUCCAAGAUAACAGAAGACCCCGCCCAGACCUUUGGAGACCAGAUCCUUACCAUCCCGUUCAACCUGAUGAUGACAUUGAGGACAUGUAUAGACCAAAACCGUCUAGACCACAGAGGCCACAGUACACGACAGAGAAGCCUCACUAUCAAUAUAUAAUCAGACCAAGUAAAAAUCCUCCCAGCCCCAUCGGUCAUGGAUAUCGACCAGAUCCAGAAUAUCCGAUACGGCCAGUGCCUUAUGGACCCAUUUCAGAACCUUCCCGGCCUAUCGGACCCCAGACUGAACAUCGGCCCACUCGUCCUUACGAUAAACCGACACAUACUUAUACUGACCAAUAUGCCAGCAAUUAUGGUAAUCAAGAUAAUUCCGUUUUCGUCGAGAUCUAUGACCCACCGAGACCCCACAGGCCUCACGUUAACGAAAGACCAUAUUACGGUACUAAUUAUGGAACGUCCAGUCAAAGCUAUGGACAAAAUAGUUAUUCAAGUCAGCAUUCGUAUUCUCAGAAUCAGGCCCAUUAUGGAUCCAGUGCGUGGAAUGAAAAUCAUCAUUACGGUCAGCGGCCAGCAAAACCUAGUUCACAAGAUUACGGUUAUAGACCUGAAAAACCCGAUCCCAACGGAUAUAAUGAACCUAAUGAAGGUACUGGCUACGGGUCCAGACCUCCAAAAAAGCCUAGACCAACAGAAAAUAAUUCAGGGUAUAAUAAUCAAUAUGGUCAAUCUUCUAACCAAAACUAUGGAGAAGUCCAGUCCAUUAACGCAUAUUCCAGCCAAGGAUCUUCGGUUAAUCAGGGAUAUGGAUCUUCGAAUAAUCAAGAUAAUUAUAACCAGGUAUCCAAUGGUUAUGGGAAUCGUCCACCAAAAGACAGUCCACAAAGCGGGAUCCAGAAUGGUUUUAUAUACCAAAUAUCUGCUGGACAUAACCAAAUAGAUGCAGCCCAAUCAAGUUCAUACGGACAGAGUUCUCAAGAACAUGCUACUAGCCAAUAUGGUAGUCAAGGCGGAAGUGUGAACCAGGUCAAUAAUCAACCACUACCAAGUGUGAACGGAUACGGAGACCAACCUGUGACUAACAAACCCAUCUUGAAUAAUAAUUACGGACAAGGAGACCAAAAUCAUGUUGGUUACGGCCAAUCCGUAUCCCAAGCCGCACAAUCGUCACAGUAUGGAUCUAGCCAAACUUCAACUAGUCAGCAAUAUGGCAAUUCUCAAAGUGGCUAUAACAAUCAAAAUAUUGCUUCAUACGGCCAAUCCUACGGUCAGGCGGGAUAUUACGGCAGCCAUUUGGGAUAUGGAAUCCAUCAUUUGUAUGGAAUCAAACCAGGAAGUUAUGGAAACACAGACUCGAGACCAUCACCUGAGGUAUCUAGCAAUGUUGGUUACGGUAAAAAAGAUAAUAGACCGUCAAACAAACCAGGUAAUAGACCUGUAUACGAUGAUCCCGAUGAUAAACAUAGCAGAAAACCUGAUUCUGACCGACCAAUUCUCAAGCCUCAUGGCGCAGAGAGGGAGAGGCCAGGGUUCAUGCUGAGACCAAAUGAUGAAAUUAUCACAUCCAGACCGGUAGCCGUCUCCGAUAUUGGAAGACGACCUGAGAACGAGUUCAACUACGCAGCUUGUUUUCGACGAGUGCUCGCUGGGAAGAGAGCUCUGAGGAGUCACGUGAGGAGGGUCGUGGACUGUGAGCGGCUGGAAGACUGUCGGCGAGAGUGCGCCACUGAGAAGAGGUUCCCUUGUGAGAGUUUUAACUACAGAUUGGACCCCAGCUUCCGAGGGAAAGGUCUGUGCGAGCUGAUGACCAAACCGAUAGAAGCCUUCGACCUCCGACAGGACUUCGUGGAAGAUAAGGAUUACGAUUUCUACGAAGUGGACAGGAACAGUUUGGAACCUUACUGCCCGGAAACACUAAGGGGGCCGGGGCUCUUACAUUCUGGUUACCUGUCAUCCAAGAACAAGUUGACGUCUCAGGACCAGUGGCGGGACAGGAACUGGUCGGCUCACGAUCACAGGACGUACAACAGGUUCUUUGACGAGAAGUCUCAUAACAGACGGUAUGAAGACCAGCCUUACAUACCGUACAAGAUUGGUAUAAGCAGAACUGAAGACGAGAAAAAUAGUUGGGGGAAGUAUGGCGGCUCUUACGGUGUAGAUAACUAUUACAAGGAUAGAAACGAUUACCACAAAUCAAUAAGCCACUGGGGGCUCAAAGAACACGGCGAGGAGUAUCAGAGGGAGGACAGCUCCACCUACAACAGUCUGAGCAGAAACCACGAGCAGGAGUUCAACUACUACAGUCUGAGGCGCCACGGAGAGGAACACCUGGGUUACGGCUAUGGCACCUGGAAGAAAGGCAGGUGGAACAACUCCGGCAACUUCUGGAGAGACGACACGCCCACUAAGAUAGAAUAUGAUGAAGAAGACAAUGUUAAAGAUUGUUCGUCCCGCCGUCGGCCGGGCAUGUCCCUGGGAGUGGGCGCGGUGAGACGGUCCCUGGCCGCCAGGACGGUGGUGGACUGUGAGGCCGCCUGCUUCGGAGAGAGGAACUUCAAAUGUGUUUCGUACAGCUACAGGUACUCGAGUUCGCCAGGCUCUGACAACUGUUUCCUGAGCGAGAGACCCUACAAGGGCCUGGAGAUGUCCGCGGACAGCAGCUCGGACGUGUACGCCAUGCCGCUGCAUCACGACUGCCUCACCAUCAGCACCAAGCCCUGGGUCGAGAGCGAGUGUUUCUGGCACGUCCGGUCGGGCGCCGCCCUGAGUCGGGCCUCGGUCCGCUCGUCGCUGACCGUCAGCGGUCUGGGCGCCUGCGAGGCGGAGUGUAUCAGGGCCCACGGCUUCUUCUGCAGAGGAUUCAGCUUCAGGUUCGAUCCUCCCACAAUAGGCGAUGACCUCGAGAACUGUCUGCUGACGUCAUCACCUCCCACCACCCUGGACCUCUCGCGCGGUCUGACUCCCAACAAGCACGAGCUGUACUCCCGCGGGAACUACGGCCGGGGAUGUGAGCCCGCGCUCUAUGACGACGCUGAACAUGAACCGCAGUGUUACCUCCAGUACGUGGAGUCGGCCCGCCUCAGCCGCGGCGCGGUCCGCGGCCGAGCGCGCACCUCAGACGAGAGAGCGUGCGGUCGAGCCUGCACCGACGCCCCCUUCAAGUGUCUCAGCUUCUCGUACACAAGCAACGCUCCCCCUGACAAGGACAACUGUCUGCUGUCAGAGAUCCGUCUCUUCGAUUUGCAUCGCGGCGUCGACUACGAACACUCCACAGACGACUUGCUGUUCGCCUUCGACCUGUUCAACGGACAGUGCUGGAGGAAGAUCCACGGGAAAAAUGAAUAUGAAGUUCCGACACUUGAAGUGCCGCAUCCCAUACAGACAGAAGAGAGUUAUCCCUUUACAUCCGGUCCAGACGCGCCACCUUCAGAAACUUAUAUAACUAGCUCGGGUCCGAGUGGUCCGCCAGCUCACAAACCGUACAUAAUAGAAGCCGACUUUAAACCCGGCUCUAAACCAUACCUUGAAAGUGGAGAGAGCGAUAGACCCUUUGAAUACCCGGAACCAGGCUAUAAACCGUAUUAUAAACCGUAUAGACCAGAUUAUGAACCAGAGAAACCUGACAUAGGUCAUAGACCUAGACCGAGUGGACCAGAACUGACACCACCUUAUGGUUCAAAUCCAUCAUAUGAUGGUGGUUCAUCCAUCACUCACUCCAGUGGGACCUUAAUAAGUCAGUCAAGUGGUGCGUCAUACGGCUCUUCAAGCAACUUCGCUGGCGGUUCAUCGUAUGCUGGCCAUGAAUCACAUGUCGGUUCAGAUCACAGUUCCUCCGCAUACGGCGGUUCCGCCAGUAAUUCUAACUAUGGUUCUGCAAGUAACUCUGGCUAUGGGUCAGUAAGUAACUCAAACUAUGGUUCUUCGAGUGGUACAGGUUAUGGCUCUUCAAGUAACUCCAAUUAUGGCUCUUCAAGUGGCUCAGGAUACGGUUCCGCCAGUAACUCCAACUAUGGUUCUGCAAGUGGAUCAGGCUAUGGCUCCUCAAGUAACUCAAACUACGGUGCCUCAACUGGUACAGGUUACGGCUCAUCAAGUUACUCAAAUUAUGGUUCCUCAAGUGGUUCAGGCUAUGAUGCAUUAAGUAACUCCCACUAUGGUUCUGUGAGCGGCUCAGGCUAUGGGUCAUCCAGUAAUUUAAACCACGGUUCCUCGAGUGGGGCAGGUUACGGUUCAGUGAGUGGCUCCAGCCAUUACUCAUCCAGCGGUUCAAGCUAUGGAGCCUCAAGUGGUGCAGCGUAUGGUUCAUAUGCUGGAUCAGACUACGGGUCCUCGGGAGGUAUGGCAGGAACUCGUCCUCGUCCUAAUCCUGUCCAAAGUGCUCAUCGUCCUCACAGACCAGGCAGACCGGGAGACAGAGGCGAUGACAGCCUGUCCUUGUCGUGGCGUCAUUAUACCGUGUCCGGGUUCCCGUGUCGGCGCGGCACCGCGUGCGAGAGGAAUGUGAUAGCGGGCCACUGGGCGUGCGAGCCGGAGGGGGGAGAGAUCGGUUCUUGGGAUUACUGCUGCGCUCCCACACAUAGGUGCGGAUACAGCGAAGGGUUCCGGAAACCUUGGUGUUAUGUGGGUCCGGCGUCCGACCAAUGGCGUCCGUGUAGUGAGAAGUACUAUCCGUACCACCAACACAACGUUCCUCACCCCUCGCAGGGACACAGAGAGUCAGACCGCCCGCAAAUAAAUAUACCUCAAGGCCAAAAGACGUACCCAGAGAGGGACAGACUUUCAUCCGGCUAUCUGUCCUCCGCUGAUAGACGGUACUGGGAUGACCUGUACGAGAAUGGUCCUCGAGCUUAUUACGAUAAAUAUGGGAAUCCUUUGCCAGGCUUCUCGAAAGUACCAACGGAGAGCCGACCGCACAUAAAAUACGAACGUAACCCACCACGACCCGGUUCGGGACAGUGGGUGCCCGUCAAUACUUUACCUGAUGAUGAGGUGCCUCCACCAGGUCUUGGCGUGCCAAGAUACUGGCCAGUGGCAUACUUACACAAAGGACCUCCGCCCAACAUGACCUACUUCAAAUUCAACGAAACCGAGAGAACGACUCGCUCGCCCCAGGAACACACGACCACUAACAGAGCGAGCGUCAACCAAAUAGAAGCUAGGUCUGGAGACAGUCCGAGGACUGAGAAGAGAAUUAAUAUCACGAACGACGACGCCGACUACCUCGACGUAACCACGACCAGAACCGCUGGGAACGAAACGCGGGAGAGCACGACGGAAAGAGAAGUUAAAAACGAGACAGACGCUGAAGAGUACAGAACCAACCCGAAACUAAACGGCGAUUACAUCAAAGGAAUCGACGGGAAGUUGCACGACUUCACGACGUCGUUGGAGGUGUUCGAUAUAGACGACGUGAAGAACGAUAAGCUGGCCCACCUGAGAGCCGCGGAGGCUGAGGAGAAGCAGAUAGAAGCCAUCGGCAGGCUCCUGGCCGCGAGGCGAGCGAAGAUAGUCGUGGACAAGACGUCGCAGAGGAAUCUGGAAGAUAAGAACAUUGCGCUCGACAAAGAUUUCAUGGAUUUCAAUUUCGGCAACAAAUUCCCGGUCGAAAGGCGAGGAGUCGUCCAGAGAGUUUCCAAAGACGAGAUCGAGAACAGAGACAAGAGUUUGGAAGUCAGCGAGACGACCUUCGUUAGACCACCGAGGGUUCUGAGCACCACGGAGAAUAUAAGGAAAGCAGUCGUCAACGGAAAGGUCUACUACGAGGCCUCGCUCCGCAGUCAGAGGGACCUGUACACCAACUCCACGAGGAGGCCCAAGAACCUGCGAGAGACGAGGACCCUCCCCACCAACAACAAGAAGAGAACGAGGAACACGAACCCCGUGCGACGAGCGAAGAGAGUGUACAGGAAGAGAUACAACCCGGAGGAAGUGAGGAAGAGAUUGUUAGAGAGAGAGAGGAACAAGAACAUGAGGGACUCGCGCUAAUGAUGACGAACAACGACGAUAUUAACAACAGUGCGAUCACCACAAGCACACUACACAUGCAGAGUUAACAGUCCUCCACACGUUACGCGCGAACGUAUAGUAAGCGUACAGAAAAUAUCCGCCGUCUCCAUUGAGUUACUACUUCAUAUACUGUCUCGAGCGUCACAAAACACACACACGGAUACAGAAUAGUUAUAGUGAAUAUUAAGAUAUCUUUAAAGAUAAAGUUGGUGCUAAAAGAUAAUGUAAAAGAUACAUAUAAGAUAAGUUUAAGCACUUCCUCACGCAACUUUGUCAGUUUGACCCUAACGUGACUUUCGGUUGGACUGACGACCUUCACGUGAGGGACGUGUUAUAAGUUAUAUCAGGAAUUCAUGUUACCAUACAUAAUACGAUUAAAUAAAUAUUUUGUAACGAA